Messenger RNA from Bactrocera latifrons, 1080 nucleotides. RefSeq names its product L-seryl-tRNA(Sec) kinase (gene Pstk). The transcript has a single exon. The record is from RefSeq and is a predicted model, not a curated record. Bases 84 to 947 code for a protein of 287 amino acids. Gene Ontology annotation, molecular function: kinase activity; tRNA binding. Lineage: Eukaryota; Metazoa; Arthropoda; Insecta; Diptera; Tephritidae.
GAUCAGUGAAAAAUUAAUAUUCAUACGUUUUAGUGUUAUUUAUAAAAUAUUUUUAUAAACUAAGAUAUAGUACAGUUCCAUUCAUGUCGACACGUAUUUGCCUCGUAGCCUUAAUUGGUUUACCAGCUGCUGGAAAAAGUACAUUUAGUAGGUGGAUCCUAUCGAUACCUCAACAACAGUUCAACGUCAUUCAUCUUUGUUACGACGAUUUUCUGCAAGCACAAGAUGAUACUCUAAAUCCAGAAAUAGAAUUGAAAUUACAACGUAGCAAAAUAUUGGCAAAUAUAAAGUCGCUUAUAUGUGAAUUAAAUGAUAAUGCUUAUAUAACAAGAGAUAUCAUUAAAUCUGUAAAAUUAUCUGAAAAUGAAAAGUGCAACAACUUCGUAAUCCUAUGUGAUGAUAAUAAUUACUAUCGUAGUAUGAGAUAUAAACUGUAUCAGUUGUGUAGGCAGAACAAGUGUGCUUAUGCCCAAAUUUACUUAGGGUGUGAUUUAAAAUUGGCAUUAAGUCGAAAUAGUGCACGGCCUGAUAAUGAGCGAGUGCCCGAGGAAAUUUUGCAACGAAUGGAAGUAAGACUGGAGAGACCCAAUUCAGCAAAACAUCUCUGGGAGGAAAACACCUUAUUUCUGGAGGGAUGUGACAACUUCACAAUAAUGAAAAUUGGUAUUUUGGAUUUUCUAUCUAAGUCGCUUGAUAAAAUAGUACAACCGCUGACACAAUCUGUUACUACUGAAACAGUGGUGUCAUUGCUGCACCAACUUGAUUUGCUACUGCGAAGGAGAAUUGGUGAAAUUUUGAGGUUGGAGAAUGAUUCAGCUGAGCGGUCAAAAAAGUCUAAAAUGCUGAUAGCUAAGCGUAAGGCAAUACUCCAAGAAGUCAGAAAAGAAGUUGAAAAAGAGUGGAUAAGUACAGAUGACUUGGACAUAUAUGUAUAUUUGUUGAACUAACUAUUGUAUAAACUAUAACGCGAAAUUUUUUUAAAAUUUAUUUAAAAAUUACUAAAUAUAAGCUGUUAGUAUUAUGAUCGCAUUAAAACAAAAUUAUAGGUUUAUUAUUUUUAUUGCAUAAAGACAAACUCUA